UUACUAUCACACAACUCUACCAUAGAGCUAGAGAUUCAAACACAAGAAAGAGAAACAUUUAAGGUGGUGUGAGAAAGAUGAGAACAAGCAACCACUUGAUUGGUGUACUAAACUUCUUAACGUUCCUGCUUUCGAUUCCAAUACUAGGAGGUGGGAUAUGGCUGAGCAGCAGAGCCAACAAUACGGAUUGUCUCAAGUUUCUUCAGUGGCCGUUGAUCAUAAUAGGUGUCAGCAUCAUGGUCGUCUCUUUAGCGGGUUUUGCGGGGGCGUGUUACCGCAACACCUUCCUCAUGCGACUCUACUUGGUGGUCAUGUUUGUCAUCAUAGCGGUGCUUAUUGGCUUCAUAAUAUUCGCCUAUGUGGUAACGGAUAAAGGGUCGGGUCGAAGAGUGAUGAACCGGGCUUACUUGGACUAUUACCUGCAAGACUAUUCGGGUUGGUUGGAGGAGCGCGUGGCGAGUGAGAGUUACUGGGGGAAGAUUAGUUCUUGUAUUCGGGACUCUAAAGUGUGUGCUAGAAUGGGAAGAACCAUUAAUGGGGUGCCUGAAACUUCUGAUAUGUUCUACCUUAGACAACUCACUCCUGUUCAGUCUGGUUGCUGCAAGCCUCCCACAGAUUGUGGCUAUGUAUAUCAGAAUGAGACAGUGUGGAACCUAGGAUCAGGACUAAUGGGAGCCAACCCAGAUUGCACUAAGUGGAGCAAUGACCAACAACUGCUUUGCUAUGCCUGUGAUUCUUGCAAGGCUGGUGUACUGGCUAGUCUCAGAAAGAGUUGGAGGAAGGUCUCAGUUAUCAACAUUGUUGUUAUGAUCAUCCUUGUAAUUGUUUACAUAAUUGCCUAUGCAGCAUAUAGGAACAAUCGUAGGAUGGAUAAUGAUGAACCCUAUGGUGAAGCAAGGAUGACAAAGGCACAACCUAGUGCCUUUCAUCUUUAGUGGCACUAUUUGAAAUACCAAAGUGUUUUAGUAACAUAUCUUAGGAGUUUGUCUUUUGCCCCAUGUAACUAGGUUAUUCUCAUGGUUUUGCAUCAAACACCCGCAACAUGGAUUUGGUUUUAAUAUUGUUAAGGAUGAAUGUAUUUAUCAUAUUUGCUCACAGUGCAACUUU
Messenger RNA from Abrus precatorius (Indian licorice), 1107 nucleotides. Its product is annotated as tetraspanin-3-like. The transcript has 3 exons. The record is from RefSeq and is a predicted model, not a curated record. Bases 78 to 935 code for a protein of 285 amino acids. Gene Ontology annotation, biological process: auxin-activated signaling pathway. Gene Ontology annotation, cellular component: plasma membrane; plasmodesma. NCBI's taxonomy places the organism in Eukaryota, Viridiplantae, Streptophyta, Magnoliopsida, Fabales, Fabaceae.